AUGCUUCGUAACUUCAGGUUUCUUUCUAGUCUGGCCAAGAAGGCGGCAGCUAAUGCCGAGCACCAGUCUGUGCACACACAUACCAUCAAAACCCCAGUGGGAAUAAGAGCUGCUAUAGAAUCUCUUAAACCCAAGACUACCCGUUUGUCAAUUGAAGGGGCCAUUGAAUGUGAUCUCGAAGGGUUUCAAAUUCUUAACUCUCCAAUUUUCAACAAGGGUUCAGCGUUCACCAGACAAGAACGUGAGGCAUUCAAAUUGACGGGUUUAUUACCUUCCCAGGUCAAUACCCUUGAGGAACAAGUGGGGAGAGCAUAUGCCCAAUUUUCCUACUUGAAAACACCAUUAGCCAAAAAUGACUUUUUGGUGUCGAUGAGAAUGCAGAAUAAGGUUCUUUACUAUGAAUUGGUCAGAAAACACAUUCGUGAAAUGUUACCCAUCAUCUACACUCCCACUGAAGGAGAUGCCAUUGCCGCAUACUCCCAUCGGUUCCGUAAACCUGAAGGAUGUUUCUUAGAUAUCAAUGAUCCUGAUAGCAUUCCUCAGCGUCUUGCGUCCUACGGAGAAGACAAAGAUAUCGACUACAUUGUCGUUUCUGAUGGAGAGAGCAUCUUGGGUAUCGGAGACCAAGGUGUGGGUGGUGUAAGAAUUGCAAUUGCAAAAUUGGGACUUAUGACAUUAUGUGGAGGUAUUCAUCCUGGUAGAACUUUGCCAGUUGUGUUGGAUACGGGAACUAAUAACGAAAAACUUCUUUCUGACGACUUGUACAUGGGCAACAAGUUUCCAAGAGUCCGUGGUGAACAAUACUGGGACUUUAUCGACAAGUUCAUCACCGCAGUCAAAGAACGGUUUCCUAGCGCAGUACUCCAUUACGAAGACUUUGGCGUCUCCACUGGACGUACAAUGUUACACAAAUAUCGCCAAGCAAUUCCUUCAUUCAAUGACGAUAUCCAGGGUACCGGAGCUGUGGUUAUGGCCUCGAUGACUGCAGCAUUGAAAUUCACAAAUCGUAAUCUUCUUGACUCCAAAGUGUUGAUUUACGGAGCAGGUUCCGCAGGGUUGGGAAUUGCAGAUCAAAUCGUUAACCAUAUGCGCAGCCAUGGUGCUACCACAGAAGAAGCAUGCAAGUCCAUCCACUGUAUGGACAGAAGAGGUUUGAUUUUGAAAUCUUAUGAUGAUUCUACCGAGGGCCAGAAACGCUAUGCUGAUGACGAUGCCGACUGGGAGGGUAUCGAUACAAAGAAUUUGGUGGAAGUGAUCAAAAAGGUUAAACCUACGGCCCUUGUGGGAUGUUCCACACAACCGGGAGCUUUCACUGAAGAAGUGGUGAGAGCCAUGUACGAGCACAAUAAGCAACCAAUCAUUUUCCCCUUGUCAAACCCUACUCGUUUGCACGAGGCUAUCCCAGAGGACUUGAUGAAAUGGACUGAUAACAAUGCAUUGAUUGCAACCGGAUCACCCUUCCAACCUGUCAAUGGAUAUGUCAUUUCCGAGAACAAUAAUUGCUUCACAUUCCCUGGAAUUGGUUUGGGAGCAGUUUUGUCCAGAUGUUCCACCAUUUCCGACUCCAUGAUUUCUGCUGCCGUUGACCAACUUGCAUCGUUGUCUCCCAAGAUGGAGAAUCCUAAAAACGGAUUGCUUCCCAGAUUGGAAGAAAUCGACGAGGUGAGCGCUAAGGUAGCUACUGCUUUCAUCUUACAAUCCUUAGAAGAAGGUACCUCCAGAGUAGAAAGCGAAAAGAGACCAGACGGAGGAAUGGUCCAUGUACCUCGAGACUUCAAUGAGUGUUUAAAGUGGGUUCAAUCACAAAUGUGGAGACCCAUUUAUAGACCGCUUGUUAAAGUUGAGCAUGUCCCCGAGAUCCACACUUUCCAACACUAA
Molecule: messenger RNA, 1878 nt
Organism: Meyerozyma guilliermondii ATCC 6260
Lineage: Eukaryota; Fungi; Ascomycota; Pichiomycetes; Serinales; Debaryomycetaceae
Gene: MAE1
Product: malate dehydrogenase (oxaloacetate-decarboxylating)
Exons: 1
Coding region: 1-1878 (625 amino acids)
Biological process (GO): pyruvate metabolic process; malate metabolic process
Cellular component (GO): mitochondrion
Molecular function (GO): NAD binding; malate dehydrogenase (decarboxylating) (NAD+) activity
Source: RefSeq, a predicted model, not a curated record